Molecule: messenger RNA, 909 nt
Organism: Rhipicephalus sanguineus (brown dog tick)
Lineage: Eukaryota; Metazoa; Arthropoda; Arachnida; Ixodida; Ixodidae
Product: non-structural maintenance of chromosomes element 1 homolog
Exons: 5
Coding region: 96-812 (238 amino acids)
Biological process (GO): double-strand break repair via homologous recombination; DNA damage tolerance
Cellular component (GO): Smc5-Smc6 complex; nucleus
Molecular function (GO): ubiquitin-protein transferase activity
Source: RefSeq, a predicted model, not a curated record
UCACAGCAGCUUUUGGGCUUUUGGGCGCAUGGCGCGUUAUUUGCUGUCAACGUGAUCGUUCGAAGCAAGCUUUCACAUUUCAUCCACAAGUCGCUAUGACUGUGCACGGGGACCUGCACCGUACUUUUAUCCAGAUCGUGCUGUCACGCAAGAUAUUGCCCCUGACCGAAUUCGAGGAAUUGGUCCGAUAUUGCCAAACAAAAUGCGACGUUCCGUGCAUUCCAGCGGGAAACCUGCAAGCGCUCGCCAAGUUUGUGUCCGACGUCAACAACAGACUGUCCCCGUUUCACAUGCGCAUCAAAAGCGGCGUGAGCGAAGAGGAUGGCUCUCAUUUCUACGCUCUCGUAAACAUCAGGGACGACGCCCUGUCCAAGUGUGCCACAAAGUUCUCCGGAAACGAGAUGAAGUUCUUCAAGAAAUUGGUGUUGAAGAUUGCCGAGUCCAACUGUGGGCGCGUAACCUCAACAGCAGCGCUCAACAUUGUCUACGAAGACAAUGACACGGGCCUUCAGAUAAGGACAGCCGAAGCUCUUGUUGAUCGGAUGGUCAAGCUUGGCUGCCUGAUUGUAGAGGAGGGCAACGUAUCCUUGGCUCCAUUGACACUCCUCGAAAUGGAACCCUACCUUCGAGAGCAGCUUGGUGAUGCACUUCCGCAAUGCCACGUGUGCAAGCAAAUGUGCAUCAAGGGACAGCUGUGCCCAAAUCCCAACUGCCCUGUCAAGCUGCACAGUCACUGCGCGACGCAGAUCUUUCGGUCGAGGUCGACGACAUCCGGAAGCUGUCCAAGCUGCGACGAACCGUGGGAACGGUAGACGAGACGAAUGUCAUGAUGCCGAAAGAAGUCGAAAGACACGACCUGACAUUGAUGUACAUUUUUAUUUAAUAAACCUUCAUCAGUAAACUGUAAAA